This is a messenger RNA of Staurois parvus, 1183 nucleotides long. The record is from the annotation of a GenBank genome assembly. Lineage: Eukaryota; Metazoa; Chordata; Amphibia; Anura; Ranidae.
AGAUAUCACGAGGGGAAUUCGGACAGCGGGGUCGCUCUGAUCGUUCACAUGACCCCGGAGCACAUUCUUAAUCACAGCGCCUACAGGCAGUGGAUGGAUCGGUUCGGCCCACAGACGGAGCACAUGAUCCUGAAUGAAAGCGUUUCCUCUGUCCAUAACCAAACUGCCCACAAGGUCCGGACCCAGCUAAACCUCAUCCACCCUCGUAUCUUCCCACAACUCCCUGAGCUCUCUAGGAAGGAGGUGGCAGUGAGUGACAUCCGUGGAGUUAAAGCAGAAUGUCUUCUGAAAUACCAGCUGAGACCGACAUUGGAAUGGCAGAGGGACAUGGUCACCAACAUCAGCACCCUGGAGUUUGUAAAGCAGGCAAUGGAGCUGCCGGAUUUCCCGGAUGCCUUGAGGGAAUGCAAGAUGCUGCUGGGGUCCGACCUCUUACAAACUGAAGAGUUGAAUUCGCAGUAUCCUGUGUUCGUGUUUCUAGGAACUGGUUCUGCUGUCCCAAUGAAAUCCCGCAAUGUCAGCUGUACUCUGGUGCAUGUCAGUCCCUCUAAAGUGUUAAUGCUGGAUUGUGGAGAAGGGUCAUUUACCCAGCUGUAUCAGCACUAUGGCAAAGAGACGGAUAACAUUUUGUGCCAGUUGUCUGCAGUGUUUGUGUCCCACAUUCACGCCGAUCAUCACUCGGGUCUCCCCCAUGUCCUGUAUGAAAGAGAGCGAGCGUUGCGCUCGUGUGGAAAGCCAUUCAGUCCUGUAUUCCUAGUAGCUCCCACGCUUGUAAUGACCUGGCUCAAUCUGUUUCAUGACCACUGCCAGGCGUUUCUCCAUAAUAUAAGUGUUAUCCCAGCACAUAACUUAAUAGAAGGCGCAAAGGGAGGCUGCCCCAAGAUCAGAAGCUUAAUCUCCUCCUUGCUUGAGAUGUACCAGUUUGAAAAGUUUCAGACCUGUUUCGUCCGCCACUGUAAAAUGGCUUUUGGUUGUGCAGUCAUCCAUCAGUCUGGCUGGAAGCUGGUUUUCUCAGGAGACACCAUGCCCUGUGAGGCUUUAAUUAAGAUGGGAAAAAAUGCCACGUUACUUAUUCAUGAAGCACACACUAGAAGAUGGUUUAGAGAAAGAUGCAAUCGAAAAAGCACACAGGUACCAGGGCUACUAUAUGCUUUCUAACACGUUAGGCACUGGGGGCUGGUAG